CAGCAGGCGGCUCAGAGAGUGGGGUGCUGGCCCGCAGCGGGAGCUGUCCGUGAGACCUAGUGCUGAAGUAGGCGCAGACGUGCCUGGUGCCCGGGGAGUGGUGCCCAGUGCCCGGGCAAGCGAAGACCAUGACCUUCAUGCUGAAGACCAUGGUGGGCAGCCAGCUGAAGAACCUCACUGGGAGCCUGAGGGGUGGCGAAGACAAGGAGGAUGGGGACAAGUCCGCCGCCGAAGCGCAGGGCAUGAGCCAAGAGGAGUAUGAGGAGUAUCAGAAGCAACUGGUGGAAGAGAAGAUGGAACGUGACAUACAGUUCACACAGAGGAAGGCAGAGCGGGCCAUGCUACGGAGCCACUUCCGAGACAAAUACCGGCUGCCCAAGAAUGAGACAGAUGAGAGCCAGAUCCAGAUGGCAGGUGGAGAUGUGGAGCUGCACUGGGAGCUGGCCAAGAUGAUUGAGGAGGACACAGAGGAGGAGGAAGAGAGGGCCUCAGUCCUCGGGCAGCUGGCCAACCUUCCUGGCUUAGACCUUGGUUCCCUCAAGGACAAAGCCCAAGCCACACUGGGGAACCUCAAGCAAUCAGCUGAGAAGUGCCACAUCAUGUGACUACUUCCCCUGGGGUUGCUCACUGGGGUGAUAAGAGGGCUGGGCCCACAUGAGUGCUAAGAGCAUGCCUCAACUUCCAUGGACCCAUACCCCACCUUGUCUUCAUUUCCCCUGCACCAGGCUAGUCCCAGGACCCUUGUCUGCUCCAGCCUGCCUUCUCUACCUCUCCUCUGGGAGCAAAGUCCCCAUUCUCCCCCUACCCUUCAGGACUCAGCCUCCCUACUCAGCCUGGGAAGCCUCCCAAGAUUGUAGGAAUAGGCCCGACUGACCCCAAAUUCCUGCACAUAGGUGUACCCUUAGAGACACACAGAGGGACACAGAAACCUUGGCCUGUGCAGAGGCAGACACCACAGCUGCAUCCUGCCACACACAGACACACAGACACAAGCCAACCCCUUGGUGCCUCGGGCAGCAGCACUCAGAUAUGCUUAGAGGGGGCUUUCGGCAGACAAACGCAGCAGACAAGAGUUGAGUUUGAGUCUCAACAUUCAUUUUUUUUGAAAUCCAUUGCUCUUUCUGGGCCUCAUUUCAUCAUCUAUAAAAUGAGGAUAAACUCAGUGAUUCUUUUUGUUUUGUUAUAAAGUCUUUUUUUCAUCAGACACUUUAAUAUCCCCGGACACCAUUACAGAGUGAAGAUGUUCUAUAAACAAAAGAUAAUAAGCCCGCCUCGUCUAAUAGCUUUUCUCUCCCACUGUUAU
Messenger RNA from Myotis davidii, 1303 nucleotides. It is a transcript of the gene CPLX3, whose product is annotated as complexin 3. Gene Ontology annotation, molecular function: syntaxin binding. The coding region runs from base 129 to 605 and encodes 158 amino acids. NCBI's taxonomy places the organism in Eukaryota, Metazoa, Chordata, Mammalia, Chiroptera, Vespertilionidae. Gene Ontology annotation, cellular component: SNARE complex; terminal bouton. The record is from RefSeq and is a predicted model, not a curated record. Gene Ontology annotation, biological process: neurotransmitter transport; regulation of neurotransmitter secretion; synaptic vesicle exocytosis. The transcript has 3 exons.